AUGGCUUCGGGUUCUCACACCGCAUCGUACAACGAACAGAUUCUGCAGCAAGCAGGGUAUCAAGAGGGAGACAGGCUGAUCCUGUACGACGGAGUCUGCAACCUGUGUAAUGGAUGGGUCGACUUUGUCAUGAAGAGGGACAGAGAGGGCUUAUACAAGUUCGCUUCACUUCAGGGAGCUGUUGGCAAGACGCUCAUGAAGAGAGUGGGAAGAGAUCCCGAUGAUCUCAGCACCCUGAUCGUUCUUGAGCCCAUGGACAUCAUCGCAUCACAGCCGGACCUCGGUCGUUUGAGCAGCAGGAAAGAGCUGGUUGUGUAUGACAGGAGCGAUGCAGUCUUGCGGGUGGUGGAGCAAGUGGGAGGAGGAGCUCUCAGACAGAUGGCGCGAUGGGCGAGGUGGGUCGUUCCAAGGUGGUUGAGAAACUUCGUGUACUCGAGGAUCGUAGCUCCCAACAGGUAUCUUGUGUUCGGGAAGCAAGAGACUUGCCGGCGAGUUCUGCCGCAUGAGAAGAAUCGCUUUCUAGAUGUAUAA
Molecule: messenger RNA, 531 nt
Organism: Guillardia theta CCMP2712
Lineage: Eukaryota; Cryptophyceae; Pyrenomonadales; Geminigeraceae
Exons: 6
Coding region: 1-531 (176 amino acids)
Molecular function (GO): protein-disulfide reductase activity
Source: RefSeq, a predicted model, not a curated record